Molecule: messenger RNA, 4013 nt
Organism: Solea senegalensis (Senegalese sole)
Lineage: Eukaryota; Metazoa; Chordata; Actinopteri; Pleuronectiformes; Soleidae
Gene: ttll7
Product: tubulin tyrosine ligase-like family, member 7
Exons: 21
Coding region: 649-3447 (932 amino acids)
Biological process (GO): microtubule cytoskeleton organization; protein polyglutamylation
Cellular component (GO): cilium
Molecular function (GO): tubulin binding; tubulin-glutamic acid ligase activity
Source: RefSeq, a predicted model, not a curated record
GUUUUGCCCAUGGAUUCGCUCCAGCACUCGUACCACACCGGAGGACUACAACAAGAUACUGUUCUUUUUUGUGGUUGUCACUUUUCCGUAGUAACGCCUUUACACACCAUGACCACUGGUGCAGUGUUAAAGACACUCCCGGGAUUGUGUCUCUGUUAAGGGACACCAGUGUCUCUCGGCGGCGGCAGCGUCGUUGGGAUGAGAUCAGCUCAUCCAAGUGCCUGGAAUAAAUAAGGUGACGUUUUAACGGGCUACUCCAUCCUUAGCUCGCUAGCGUGGGCAUUUCUGUAUAUCCCUCUGUCCACCCCAUUCCUCCCUCCCUCCCUUCCUUUUCUUCUUGGGUCUGUAAAUAAGCUGGGGCUGUGUAGUCCCCCGAGAGUCCCCCUCCCCUCCUCCCCCCACUCUUCUCCACCACAGCUUUCCCCCUCAAACUCCUGUGCGCGCUCAGACUCUGCUUCUGUUGGAAGGCCCUGGGGAUGAUCCACUGGGCCACUCUGAUGCACAUCGUCCACACAGCCUAAGACAGGAAAGACUAACCAGUGUGAGUGUGAGAGAGCCCUUGGAGGAGGGCAGUGAGUAUCCUGCGAAGCCCGUUCACCGAGCCUGGCACAAAGCUUGGCUUGCCCCUUCACUACUUCAGCCCCUGAGAUGCCCUCUCCUCCCAAUGAUGGAGAGGAUCAAGGAGCGUCCCCCAUGAACGGGCCAUCUGUGGGCUCCUAUCACAGCAGUGGGAAGAGGAAGGUGCGCAUGAAAAAGAAAAAAGGAUCCAUCAGCGCCAACGUCGUAGGCACCAAAUACGAGAUUGUUCGUAUAGUCAUCAACGAGAUGGACUUCAUGAAGACGCGGGACGACGACGAGACCGCCAACCUCAUCUGGAAUGACUCUGCUGUGCAGCACGAGAAAAUCGCUGAGCUCAGGAAUUAUCAGAGAAUUAACCAUUUCCCUGGCAUGGGCGAAAUCUGCCGGAAAGACUGUCUAGCAAGAAACAUGUCCAAAAUGAUCAAGUGCCAGCCUCAAGAGUACAGCUUCAUACCCAAAACCUGGAUCUUCCCUGCCGAGUACACGCAGUUCCAGAACUACGUCAAAGAGCUACGCAGGAAACGCAAGCAGAAGACCUUUAUCGUCAAACCUGCCAAUGGAGCCAUGGGUCACGGGAUCUCACUUAUCCGAAACUGUGAGAAGUUGCCAGCCCAGGAACACUUUAUCGUUCAGGAGUAUCUGGACAAGCCCUUCCUGAUGGAGGGCUACAAGUUCGACCUACGCAUCUACAUCCUUGUCACUUCCUGUGACCCACUUCGCAUUUUCCUCUACAAUGACGGCUUGGUUCGUAUGGGCACUGAGAAGUACCAUGCACCGAGUGAGGCCAACCUGAGCCAGCUCUACAUGCAUCUGACCAACUACUCGGUCAACAAACACAAUGAAAACUUCGAGCGAGACGAGACAGUCGACAAAGGCAGCAAGAGGUCCAUCAGUUGGUUCACGGAGUUCCUCCGCACCAAUGACUAUGACGUGGCCAAAUUCUGGGGUGACGUCUCUGAGCUGGUGGUUAAAACAUUAAUAGUGGCUGAACCCCACGUGCUGCACGCCUACCGCAUGUGCCGCCCUGGCCAGCCACCAGGGAGCGACAGUGUCUGCUUUGAGGUCCUGGGCUUUGACAUCAUCCUGGACCGCAAACUCAAACCAUGGCUACUGGAGAUCAAUCGAGCGCCAAGCUUUGGGACCGAUCAGAAGAUUGAUUACGAUGUGAAGAAAGGGGUGCUGCUCGAUGCUCUCAGACUCCUCAACAUAAGGGCAAGCGAUAAGAAACGCAACCUGGCCCAGCAAAAGGCAGAGGCGCAGAGACGACUCUAUGGACACGGCUCCGUGAAGAAACUUUCCGCUACUUCCUCAGACUGGGAAAAGCAACGUCACACGCUGGAGAGAAGGAGAGAAGAGCUGAAAGAGCGGCUGGCACAGGUCCGCAAGCAGAUUUCCAGGGAAGAGCAUGAAAAACAGCAUCUGGGGAACUACAGACGUAUUUACCCUCCAGACGACAAGCUGCUGUUGGAGAAGUAUGAAAGCCUCCUCUCGGCCGCCUUUCAGACCUUCCUUGCUGGGCGAGCUGCCUCACUUCAAAAGGAAAUGAAUAAUCCUCUGAAACAAAUGAAGGAGGAGGACAUCUUGGAUCUGUUAGAGCAGUGUGAACUGGACGACGAGAAGCUUAUGGGCAAAUCCUCCAGGCAACGAGGCCCUAAGCCCUUGACUGCUAUGCCAGAAUGCAGCCAGACACCAAGGCGACAACGACCAGACUACCUGGCUGACUUCACCAGCGGCAGCAGCGCGGAAAACUCAUGCUCCUCCUCUGAUGAAGAGGAGGAGGAGGAGGACAGGAGGAAAUCAGGAGGAGGAGGAGGAGGUGGACGAGGUGGAGAGAAAAAGGAGAAGAAAGUUUCUUAUGACCUUGGGGAGAGCAAGGACAAGAACGUGGCUGAGCGCUCAGGUCGUAUGCACUGGAAACCGCCAGUCAAGUCGCCCAAAACCAAUCCGGCCCCCUCUGCUUCACCAACACUUUCUGGUCCAAUCAGGCGCUCCAUCUCCUGCCCUCGCUCCAUUGCCUCCCUCUCAUCACCCAGUGAGGUGCGAGCACUGUGCACCAGGCCUUCUCCUACACUUCCCAUGGCCACUCCCCUCAUCAGGCCAAGCUCCGCCACACUGCGCUCUCACUCGCUGAGCCGCAGUGGCUCCGCCUACCGUGUGCCUCACAGCAACAGCCUGGGGACCAUCCACACCAACAUGGGCGAUGCUCUCAUAAACCUGAGGAGUAAAGAGCAGGAGGCAGAGCUGGUGCAUCAGACUCUGGCUGCUCUCACUGCCAUGAGGAUCAGGUUUCCUGGCAAAACCGAGGAAGAGGCCGAGGCUGUGCUGGAUGAGAUCCUUGACAACUGGAAAUACCAUAAACCAAAGGUGGCCUCCUAUUGGUUAGUGAAGCUGGACUCAACCAAACAACGGAAGGUGUUGGACAUUGUUCGUACCAAUGUGCGCUCGGCACUGCAGCGGAUCUGGAGGGAGCCAGAUGUCGACAGCCUCCACCUCUACCGGCUCUUUAACCGCGUUUUCAACCGGCUGCUCUGGAGUCACGGGCAGGGCCUUUGGAACUGCUUCUCCAACACUGGCUCAUCGUGGGAGACCGUCUUCAGUAAGAGCAGUGAAGUCGUGUCACCCCAGGAGCUGCAAUGCUGCCGCCGGCUGGUCCAGCUGUGCCGAGACUGCCUUUUAGUCGUCUACAAGUUUGUCUCUGAGUCCCGUGGCUCUUUGACUGGACUCAGCCCCGAAUGGGAUGAUACCAGGUAUCUGCUGCCAGUGACCUCACAGUUCAUCAUGAAGUGGCCUUCGUCCAGCUUUGUCCGCAUCUCCGCGGCCAUGCCACGCUCGAGCAGCCUCUUCCCCGCCAGAAUGGGACACUUCUGAGGUCACUGUGGCAACACUGCCUUCUGACCUCGACCACCCCAUCAUCCCUCACACCCCACCCCCCCAAUUCACUCAGCCAAUCUCCAAUCUCAGCAAUCCUGGUGUGGAACUGAACUUUGGGCAGCUCUGGACAUGGGAUGGAGCCUCAUGUUCGGCCAAAAAUAUCCACAAGUUGAACAAUAAAUGAUUGCUAAAGGGCCUUAUUCAGUUUAGUUAUGUUUGGCCCUGCUCAGACCAGCAGACCUCACAUACCCUGGAACCUUCCCUUUAGCCCCCAUAACAUCAGACAAUGGGUUCCCGCCCCCCCCCUCCUCAUUGUACUUGCUGUAUAAUACCUACUCACUGUACAGUUAUAACUUAAGGUACUGUAAAAGGAAAGAAUAACAACUACUAAACAAUGCAAGGAUUAUUUAUUUAUGGACUUAUUUAUAUUGUAAGGUAUUCCAUGAAUGCAGUGAAUGUGGAUGCAGAGUGCAGAUGUGGAAUGAUUUCAACAGAGCUAUCCCUUGUUAGAGAAAAUGGCUUUAAAAAAAAAAAGAAGAAUAUUUUUUUGCGUCUGUAUUAUG